Morchella sextelata is the source of this 1845-nucleotide messenger RNA. RefSeq lists its product as uncharacterized. Gene Ontology annotation, biological process: calcium ion import across plasma membrane. The coding region runs from base 1 to 1845 and encodes 614 amino acids. The record is from RefSeq and is a predicted model, not a curated record. Lineage: Eukaryota; Fungi; Ascomycota; Pezizomycetes; Pezizales; Morchellaceae. Gene Ontology annotation, molecular function: calcium channel activity. The transcript is spliced from 2 exons.
AUGCCCUCGCUGUCACUAUCAUCAUGUUCGUUUAGCCUCACGCCGCUACAAUCAAAAUUCCUCGCGUCCUUUUUUGCUACGACUUUGCUUGUGCUCGUGCUGUUCUUUGUGUCAAACCCGAGAUCAGCGUACUCGUUCGAUACCAGUAUACUGGAACUACAGGACCUUCAGGAAUUGAGGACGAGGGAUAAUGAGAUCGUUCGAGGGCUGGGGAACGGUGUUCCUGGACGGUAUAACCUCCAGUUUGGGGAAAUCAACUACUGGCUUUUGGAGCCGAACGAUCUCUACGGCUCGACUACCGCUAAGCGGGGCGCUGGAAGUGAAUUACGGAAGAGGGAUGGGGAGAAUGGGAACGAAAAACGACAAGACGACAAUGCCGUGGAGCUCUACAUCACGUUCAAUACAUGUCUACAGCCCCAACCAAAUCAGGACCUUCCGGAGUCGCAGCGCCCCAUAGCACCACCUCCAGAGCUCCAGGUUUUCAUGUCCAACACCGGCGAGAAUCAGGCCCCAGGGCCGGCAGUUACUGACAAGCCGCAGACCGUGAUACCGAUUAUUGGUGGUUUUGGAAAUCUCACAAUCACGACAUCCGGCUCGACGUGGAUUGGUGUCUACGCCCCUACUGUUGACGAUACCGACGAAUGGGUUGAUAUCUGGAACUACGAGAUUGUGCUCUCCACCACCAGGCCGUAUCACCAAUACAUCGAGGACCAAUUCCUCUAUCUUAUCGACACAGACGACAGCUCCGCGCUGCUCAUCACAGGGAACAUGACUACAACCUCCUCCCGCGAGGGCGGUUUUGACGAAGACGUAGACGGCGACGAGCUCAUGACCCGCACUCCUCCCUACAAAAUGUACGCGCAAAAUACCGGCGUGCAGUCCCGCUUCAAUGGGCUUGAGCGCUCUUACUGCGCCGUGAAGGGGCUCGCCCAAACCAGCACCUCCGACGUAUCCAUGACUCGCCGGGGGCUGGGUAACCUCCCCAAGGAGCAGUUCCACCUCCGGGAACUCAACAGCUCCUCUACAUAUAUUGGGUUCCUGACCCGCCCCGGCGGAAAUGGCUCAGACCCGGACGACACCUCGGGAACAGUCUGGCGUGCAAUGCGUAUUAACACCAAGGGCGACGGGAACUGCCAGAUUAUCUACAACCUCCCCUUCUGCAGCGAAGUCGCAUACGCAGUGCCCAGCAACCCCACCCUUUUCGGCAUCGAGCAGCUCACGUCCUUCUACGACAACAUCGCCGUAUCGUGGUACAAGAACUUUAGCUACUCGCUGCAGCAGGUUCCGUGCAAUGCCAGCAAGUCUUCGGCCUACUCGCUCGCACGCACAUGCGAUGACUGCGCCGCCGCGUACAAAAACUGGCUGUGCGCGGUGACCAUCCCGCGGUGCAUGGACUACUCAUCGACACUCCCAUACCUCGCUGAGCGCGCAUCAAAUGAGCUCUUCUAUAACGCCACCGACAAAGGCUUGCAGCUGCACCCAUAUUCGCCGACGCUAUCCCCGGCGUCGCUCGCCGCACACACAAACACGACUGGGACUAGCGUUGCCAGUCGAAAUAAACAGAUUGACCAGGUAAUACGGCCGGGCCCUUAUAAGGAGGUUAAGCCGUGCAUGGACCUGUGCUGGACGCUUGUGCAGAGCUGCCCAACGACGUUUGGCUUUUCGUGCCCGAACAUGAAGCAGGCGGGGGGCGAGCAGAGCUAUGGCGACCGGGACGGUGAUGGUGACGUCACCUGUAGUUAUUUGGGUGCGGUGUACUUCUUAAGUGCGGCCGGGAGAGGGUGGAGCGUGGGGCUGGGCGCAGCAGGGUGGGUGUUGUGGAUGGUUGUGUGGACGCUGGUGUGA